CGCCCGACAUCCUUGCUUUCCCCAUCCCACCAUACGCUCUUUUUUCCAUUCUGUUUAUUCUUUUUAUUCCUUUUGUCUCGCAUUGAUUCCUGUCCUCGACGCCUCACAUUCACUCAACUAUCUGCCUACAUGCCUGGAGGGAGUACGUGACCCGGAUAUGACCUCAUAGUGAAUAAGACGACCACCAUAGUCUGAGUUUUUCAUUACAACAUGGCUUACAGGCGCUCCGAUUCGAACGAAGGUCAUCGCGGUGUCCGCGAUAGGUUCGACGGCCAGUUCGACUACCAGAACCGACGAGAUGGUGAAACAGACCGUCGAGAUCGUCGCGAUUUCCAUCGUUUCGGCUCUCGCUCGCUCUCUCCAGACCGAGAACGCAACUACAGAGAGAGAGAGAGGGAAAGGGAUCGUGAUCGACCUAGAGAUUUGGAAAAUCCGAGGCUCUCAACAGGGCCUCGAGAAAGUCGCCCCCAGCAUCGGAAUGUCUCAUCGUCGGCACAUACCAAAUCGAGCAGUUCAGCAGAUCCACGUCUCAAUCGGGGCCCAGAACCACCGCCUCGAAAAGUACAUACGAUACCGACAACGCCACAUUUGGCGAAUGACUCAUCGUCCAUGGCUAAGAUCAUCGCGGCUCUGCGACAGCUCUCACAGCGAAGCAAUGAGCAGGGUGCGUUGCAGCUACAAAAAGACGUGGUUGAGGCGCGUGCUCGAGCCAGGGAAAAGGAGCAUGCUCAGGCGCAACCCAAAUAUGCCGAGUUCCCGUCUUUGAAAGAUUACCAUCGUAAGCUUGAGAAGAGGGACGCUGAAGACUUGGAUGCAUUAUGCAAGGAAGUUGGACUUGCAGACAAGCAGUGGCUCACUGCGGCCGAAAGUGUCGCUGCGACCUUGCUCCAAGCUUUUGCCGAUGAGCAGCAAAAAAAAGGUGAUCGCUCAGGUGGGCCCAGCUCUGAAAACCUCGAGGCACAGCUCAACGCCCGCAUAGAUGCGCUUGACAAGCAACACAGAGAAGAAGUGGCAAAACAACAGAAGCAAAUAGAAAACCUUCGAAAAGGGCUUUCGGUCGAAACAGCUCAACGUAAGAUACUGAGCACUGAGAAUGAAACCCUCAAACAGAAGGUCCAAUACCUCCAAAACAAAUACACAUCUCUGACGACCAAGUUCGACGAGCAUGAGACGUCCAAUAAGCGGUUGCGAGACGAGGAAGCCAAGGCGGCGCUGUUGCCUCCAGCAACACAAACCACUACGAUUACCUCGGAAGAUCUGAUCCAAGUCAAGACGAUGGUAGACCAAUGUCGAACCGAAUUGACCGACUUGGAGGCAAAAAUGGCGAGGCAUGACCAGAAACUUGGCGAACUGGAUGUCGAUCUCAUCAGCGAAGGCUGCUAUUCUCUCGCGGCUACACUGCCACGACUCGAACAGAACGCCAAGAGGGCUGCAGAUGACAUUUCUGUGCUCCGGGCAGAUUAUGGUCAGCUCAGAGCGGACAACGAGAAGCUCCGGCUGGAUACUGAUGGUCUCCAGUCUGGAGUCCAACAGCUUCAGUCAGGCACAGAUGAGCUACGGUCCGACGCGCUUAUGGUCCGGCCGAGCGUGGAGCAGCUCAAAUCCGACACUGACGAGCUCAAGGCAGUUGCUGAGCAGCUUAAAUCUGAAAUGGUACAGCUCCGUUCAGGCACAGAGGAAUCGCAGUUGGCCGUCGAAAAACUGCGGUCAGCAAUGCAUGAACCGCCGGCAGGGGACUCGUUCCUUCCUGUCAAGACCUUUACAACCAUGAACACUGCCGUGUUCAAGACAUUUAGCGGCUGGAUUGACGACUUGAAGAAACGGGUGGAUGCCGUAGAGGGCUCGAUUCCAACACUGCAGACCGUUUCGAAGCAGCAAAAUGAUCAUUCCUCGCAGAUCAAGGCUAUAGAAGACCAAGUCAAGACGCUGGAGAAAGAAUCUGGCCAAAAGACGACUGGUGGUUUGGAGAACAGCCGUGUAUCCACGCCGACCCUCACGCAGAGAGAGUCGAUGAAUGCUGCACUCGAAGCGUUGAGGGCUCAGGUGGCGAUGACGGAUCAAAGCAUCAAGGCCAUAUCGGAAUCGGCUAGACUCACGAGCGAAAGCCAGGCGGCGCAGGCCCAACGGGCGGGCCAACUUGAAAAUGAGGUGCGCACGACAAGCAAACGAUUAGGGACUGCUGAGCAAGCGCUGCAAGCGAUGGGAGAAAGGUUUGGGAGAAGGCUGGACUUCAUGCAACAGAACUUUACGAGUCUCGAUUCUCAGAUGAACAACCUCACAACGGAAAGCCUCUUCCAGGCCAUUGUCCAAUACAUUAACAGGUACCAGCCUGGCGAUGGACUAAUCGGGCACCAGGUUGAGAGAAUAUUUCAACAGAUGACUGCGUACGAUCAGCGACUGACAAUGCUGGAGCGGUUUGUGAGCCCAAGCGAAGAGUCGGCCAACAAAAAACGUAGGCUCAGCCCUCACAUGGGACAGGUGGGCAUGCCGAACGGAGGUCGUUGAGAAAGGGAGUUGACGCUUGCCUUUGAUUCGCAAUUUAAGAUGUUAUCCCAAAGACGAGGACGGCGACGGUGCAUCGGGCUGGCUUGAGAUACCAAAGUGGGUUAUGCAGCAAUAUGCAUAUGCGUUUCUACUUUGAGCAGUCCUCUAUAGAUAGACUUGCCUGCAAAGACGGCAUUAUGAUUGAAGAUGACUCC
Colletotrichum navitas is the source of this 2699-nucleotide messenger RNA. RefSeq lists its product as uncharacterized. Bases 211 to 2505 code for a protein of 764 amino acids. The transcript has 2 exons. Gene Ontology annotation, cellular component: cytoskeleton. Lineage: Eukaryota; Fungi; Ascomycota; Sordariomycetes; Glomerellales; Glomerellaceae. The record is from RefSeq and is a predicted model, not a curated record.